Molecule: messenger RNA, 864 nt
Organism: Brassica napus (rape)
Lineage: Eukaryota; Viridiplantae; Streptophyta; Magnoliopsida; Brassicales; Brassicaceae
Product: 60S ribosomal protein L18a-like protein
Exons: 6
Coding region: 238-651 (137 amino acids)
Source: RefSeq, a predicted model, not a curated record
UAUUUUUCAGUCUCUUCUUCUUUCAGCUAACUUUGUACGCAUUUAAAGCGCCGACAAAGUUGAACAAGACAGGAGUAGAAGCGGAAGAGACACGAUUCUCCUCUGACUAAUCGGUUUCAGAUUGGUUUAAUUACAAUAUUCAUCUCGAAAAAUUUCUCACGAGAUUCUCCUUGGCGGUUUCUUUGUCAACGCCGGUGAAAAUCGAAGAUCUGGUCUCAAACAAGAUAGCUAUAAAUCAUGGACGAAAAUACUAAAUCUGUAUCAGGAAAUGGUAGAACCGAGCUGGUAAAAUUCAUUGCUGAUAGCCAUGCCAAGCUCAUGAAACCAGCUGCUCGUUAUUACUAUACACUUAAAGAUGCUAUAGGUUGUGGGAAAAGAAGAUAUACGGCAGUAAAAGUUGCAGAAGACAUGGAAACAGGAGUAUAUGACAAACCUCUUCCUUGCUUUGGUUGUGGAAUCGGAUGGUUCUCCUUUCUACUAGGUUUUGUGUUCCCACCUUUGUGGUACUAUGCUACCUUUCUUUACUUCGGGAACUAUUACCGUAGAGAUCCUAGAGAAAGAGCUGGUCUUGCUGCUUCCGCAAUCACUGCAAUGGGAUUCUCUUUUGUGUUACUCGUGGUUUUUGCUUUCCGUUGGUUUUACUAUCUUUGAGAUAACUAUGUAAGUGCAGAUUCUUAUAAGUUCCAUGCUCAUCAAAGGAAUAGUGGCGGAACUUGAUGUACAUUCACAUAAACCCAUGAGUUUACCCCAAUCUUUGUUUUCUUAAGUUGUCUAUCAUUUCUUGUUCACAGCUUAUAGAGUUUGUAUACAAAGAAGAGAGAAGAAAAAAGGAACAAAUUAUAUAAAAUUCUGUUUUUGUGAUGA